AUGGAGGAAUUCAUAAAACCUGUGGAGAGCUCAAGUUCAAGCGAGGAGCUUCUUUCGAAAGAGGAUCGCCAGGUCCUGAAAAACAAGCGUUUGUUGGAGGCUUGCAGUCUCAACGACACCGAGAAAGCUGCUCAUCUGAUUGAUGAUGGUGCGGACUGCUGUUACGAGGACAGCAAGCAGUGGUCGCCGCUGCUGUGGGCUUCAACAAACGGAAACUUGGUCCUCGUUAGGAAGCUGCUUGCAGCAGGGGCAGCUACGACGUACCUUGACCACGGAUACGGGUACGCUGCUGCUGACAAUCUAACCAAGCAGGGUUCAAGCAUGGACACACGGGGGUCUCGUUCCAGGUCGCCUGCGCCCUCUGAUCGUACCUGCAGACGGAAGCGAUACACACCCCUGCACUGGGCUGCGUUCAAAGGUCACCUGAGGAUCGUUUGGCUUCUUAUCAAGGCUGGUCUUUCACCACACGCAAGAGAUGCUCUGGGCAACACCGUUCUGCAUCAAGCUGCCGCAGGCGGGGAUGUGGCCACUAUCAAAACAAUACUUUCUUUGGGAGUAGACGUCGAUGCGAAAAACGGGAGAGGCCAUACCGCUGUGGCUCUCGCGGGAACGGAGGGGAGUAAACGGAUUUUGGAAGCGGCAUCGGCUGCAACGCAGUGCAAGGCCACAGGCGAGCACUUCUCGUACAAAGUGAUGCGUCAUAUGUGUAGCUUUACAGAAGCCUUUUUCGCGUCGACAGCUGUGAAUAUGUUCUGGACCUUCGAAACUGCAGAAGAUGAGGCAAAAGAGAAACCUGUGACAUGGUGUCACGAGGCGAUGCGCCAGAAUCAAGCGGCGGAAGCUCGCAUCUUGGCUGCUUUAGAUAGUGAAUCCCUCGAAGAGGUUGAUGCAGCGUUGCUCGGAACGGCAGACUUCACCGUCUGCCCGAAAUUACGAAGAAGGAUCCUCCACCAAAAGUCAAAGCUGGAGGCGGAGACAGCGCUUCGGCAAGCGAUGGAUAUUCCCGAACUUUCAGGAGACGACGGCUUUUUUGAGGCUAUCGAGCUGCUCAGUGCUGCUAUCAACGAUGGCGUCUCCAAGGAAUGCAACGAAGGCGUUUUAAAGGCCGCCCGUACUAAACUGCGAAAAAUAGAAACAGAACUGGAAAUUACCAGACUGCUGCGCAAGCCAUCUUACGACAACUUCAUUCCCAGCGUGCAAUUUAUCAACGCACUCACAGACGUUAUCCAGUCAGCAGAAGAUUUUGGGGCGAACUCUGCACUCUUGGCGAGUGCGGUGGAGACCAAACAGCGCGUCAUCGACUACUUGUAA
This is a messenger RNA of Besnoitia besnoiti, 1311 nucleotides long. RefSeq names its product ankyrin repeat-containing protein. The transcript has 11 exons. Lineage: Eukaryota; Apicomplexa; Conoidasida; Eucoccidiorida; Sarcocystidae. Gene Ontology annotation, molecular function: protein binding. The coding region runs from base 1 to 1311 and encodes 436 amino acids. The record is from RefSeq and is a predicted model, not a curated record.